Danaus plexippus (monarch butterfly) is the source of this 4274-nucleotide messenger RNA. RefSeq names its product blood vessel epicardial substance-like. Gene Ontology annotation, molecular function: cAMP binding. The coding region runs from base 361 to 1422 and encodes 353 amino acids. Gene Ontology annotation, cellular component: sarcolemma. NCBI's taxonomy places the organism in Eukaryota, Metazoa, Arthropoda, Insecta, Lepidoptera, Nymphalidae. The transcript is spliced from 7 exons. The record is from RefSeq and is a predicted model, not a curated record.
UAAACUUGUCAAGCUACAAGCGCGAUCACAGCGAUCCUAGGCUGUCAUUCUGCAGGCUUCGAUUGUUUGCUUCACUGUUUUCUAAUAUUUUAUUUUUCACUGUUGUAUCUAUUUUUAUAUCGCGUUUUAAUUACAUUAUUUUGCAAUAGGUUAUCUAAUUUUAGUUGUGUUGUAGGAAUUUGUGUUUUAGUAAAUUAUUUUUUAGGAACAAAACGUAACAUAAAAAAAUCGAAGAUACCUUCAUGUUAAUAAAAAAAUAUUUAAAAACAGCUGUGUAAGAGUGAAAAUAAAAUAGCGCGCCAAUGCCAAACGUUGUGGGUAACACAUCGAUGGACUGGGAGUGUUUUAUUCGGUGGGACUAUGUUGUUUCUCAGUGCCUUAGCGAUCGGGAUGAUUACUGGUUUACAGAAUGUCUCAGAGGUGCCCACGACGGAGAGUGACGUAGAGUCAACCACAGACAUGGGGUUGUUGGAGGCUACAUCGAGGGCUCCCACCCCUAAUGAUUUUGUGAAUGUUACAAUACAAGAGAGACCCUCCAUGUGGGAUGUGUACUUAAAUCACUGCCCGAAGUGGCGUCCCAUUAACCAUAUAUUUUUUCAGACGGCCAAUGUGUUCUUUUUAUUGUCGUUCCUUGCACCGCACACUCCAAGUGGUCUUAUAUGGUUACGAGUAGCCCUUAUCCUGGGGUGCUCAUUCUCAGGAUUGUGGGCUUGGAGUGUUGAGUGUUACCUAGACGCUGUUGUGUGGAACUGUGUGUUUAUUGUCAUCAACUUUGUAUACUUCUCCGUGCAGUUCUACUUAUUGAGGCCAAUAAAAUUCCAUAAGGAUAUUGAGGAGGUUUACCUGGCGUUGUUCAAGCCGCUGCGAGUGUCCCGCCUUCAGUUCCGUCGCGUGUUGAUGUGUAUGCGCAACGUGAGACAACUCAAGUGUCACGAACUGUACGCCCACGAGAAGGUCACCAAGGUGGACAGUCUCUCGCUGGUGCUCUCCGGAAAGUUGGUGGUAUCUCAGAACCAGCGAGCCCUGCAUAUCGUGUUCCCACACCACUUCCUGGACUCUCCCGAGUGGUUUGGGGUUUCGACGGAUGAGUUCUUCCAGGUGUCUAUAAUGGCGAUGGAGGAGUCUCGUGUGUUGGUUUGGCAUCGCGACAAGUUGAAGCUGUCCAUCAUGUCGGACGGAUUCUUGCAGGCUGUGUUCGAUCACAUUCUAGGGAGGGACGUCGUUCAUAAACUCAUGCAGGUGAGCGAAACAAUGUCUGUCAGUAACGGUCACUUACCUAACAGCUAUGAGGAGGGAGAGGAUAAACCCAUGCUGGUUGUGAAGAAAGCUGGUGAUGGACCUGGAAUCACCGCGUUAUUGAACAGACAGCUGCAAGGGGAACACGCCCCGCUCCUGCGUGCGACGCCCUCCCACGCCUGCUGAACUACGGAACCCCCAAUCUGAACCUAGACCCCUCAUAUCCAACCCACACUACAAUACCCAACCCCAUAUUGUAACCCCCGAUGCUAUAUAACUAACAAUUCCCGACAUGCCCCAUAGUAUAAAUGGUUUUGGUUGAAUAAAAUGAAAUUAUGGACAUAUUGGCCUCGGACAAUCUUAAUUGAUAAAUUUAUAUAUAUAUUUUUAUUAAUCUGACAUCUACCUAAUUAUUAUAUAAUUCUCUCAUUGAAUUAAUGUUAUGUUAAGAUUGUCUUUAUAUUAUUUGAAUCCUACUCCGUCCCUCUCCAUAUCUAAGGAUGUAUAAAGUGUAUUCGUGAUAUAUUUGGAUAUUAUUUGUCUAAUAUUAUUUUUGCUCAAUUUUGUUCCCUAAAAAUAUUUUUGACUUAUAUAUCUCUAAUCAGUACUUCUACAGAUCUUAAUUCAACAUAUUAUCAUAUAAUAACAUUAAAGAUAACAUCAUGUAUCCUCCUUAUUAUAUCAUCUAUUAAAAAAAAAAACAGAAAUGCACAUAUUAUUAAAUAGUAUUAUUAGGUGUUAAAAAAAAAGUGUUUUAAGGUAAAUAUUAGUUAUAAAACAGCUACAUCAUAUUUAUCUGUAUUUAAGGCAGCAGAUACAAUAUUUAUAUGCAUGUAUUCUCCUAGUCCUAUGUUAUAUUUAAUUACCUGUGUACUAUAUGUGGGUCGAGAUAAACUUGCUUGGCUUAGUCAUUGUUGGUAGAAUAUAUUUGUAAACCUUGCACAAUUGCUUUAUCAUGAUUAUAGUGUUUCAACUUGCUUCUUGUUGGAUUAAGAAUUGAAUAAAAAUCAUUAAGGCUGCUAUAAAGUUUUCAACUUAACAAAAUGGCUGAACAAGUUUUGUAUAUCUUGACCUGAUCCUGAUGCUUUAAAAAUCUUGUUACCUUCAUUUCAUUAAAUUAAGGUAUAAUUAAAGCUUUAUAAUAUAAUUAAUUAAUUAUAAUCCUACAAGCCCCAUCCUUAAAGUCCAUAAUCCGUAAGCAUGUUGGAAGAUCGACAAUGUCCAGCGACAGAUCCGAACGCGUGGCGUUUAGGACGAAUCGACGAAACAGAUCACGAAACACCCGUUUGAGGGCAAGCAUUGCACCUAGCGGUCCAACCGCGGAACCGUGAUCGCUAGUGCAUACAUGCAUUCGAGGGUAAUGAUAUUAACGAACAUUAUUACGACGUGAACCGAACUGUAUAUGUCUCUAUACAUAAAUGGUGUUCAAAUUGUAACAGACCAUUACCCAAGAAAAACUUUUUUAUAAAAAUUAAAAGGUGAUAAAAAACUAUGUACAUAAUCACAUCAACGUAGAUAUCAUAGAAAGUUAAAUUUUUAAAUUCGGGUAAGGUUGAGAAACUAUGAAGAUUUGAUAUAUAACUUUGAUAGAUUAAAUUGUGAAUAUUGACUAUUUUGUUAUUUCGGGAAACUUUUUUCAAAUAAGAGAAAGAUGAAAGUAUUUUAACUCAAAGAGAAUGUUCGGGAACACGCAGCUAUUGAAAGGGUUGAUUAAAUUCACGACAUAUUACUGUUAAUAACUAUAUUAUAGCAUCUUAACAAUAUCCUUUUAAAAGCUUUAAUUAUAAUCAACAGUAUAGAUAGACAUUAGAAUAUCACUGUUCAAUAUGUGAAAACAAAGACGUUUGGUGCUUUAACUAGCGACAUCUUACAGUUAAAAGAAAAUCGAUUUACAUGUCUCUGCGACUUUAAGCAAUAUAUGAUCACGAAAUUAGAAACAUUAUUUUGUGUAUACUGUAUAUGUAGAUAGAAAUGAAUUGAUGGAAUUAACUCGCUCUUAUUUUUAUAAAGUAAUGAAAUAGAGCGGGAUGUCUACACGCGAUUGUAUUUUGUGUAUCGGUGUAAAGUUAAAGUUACUUGUAAAUAAAUAAGUAUCGAACUGUAUGUACAAAUAAAAUCGAUUCUACUUACGGUAAAAUGAAAUCGUUUAAGUGUUGCCAUUUAAUUACGAGCAUAUUUUUAUUUCAACAUAAAUUCAUCGAGUUUUAGCAAUUUGCUUACACUAAAGUGACAAAGAAACGAUUUUUAAUAUAGAGCACAAGUUUUGUGAAGAUACAAUACAGUUCAUGAAAUAAUUUGCUCUGUCAUAUCGUUUAUAUAAGAUACGAGUCUUAUAGUUGCGAUCGGCAUAAUAUGUGUAAUGCAGAAGUACAUGUAGCUUAGUAAAUAAGUGCGCUAGUUAUUUUGUUCAUAAUAUAUAUAUUUUGUUUUCGGUUGUAAUCAUUCCAUAUGUUUAAACGGUAUUAUUUUUACUUUACAACGAUUUAGUUGAUAUAAAUGUUGUAAAAUUUUCUUUAUUAAAAUGAACUAAUAUUAAAUGCACUGCCAUUGCAAGGAAAAAAAAUAAUAAUUUGUAUAAGGUGUGUUGUGAAGGGUAAACAAUAGAAGGAUCUCGAUGUAUUUUUUAUUGGCCUAUUCGUUGUAAGAAUUUUUUUAUUGCCACUUAUUUUCUAAUUAUUGUUUGCUCGAGAGAUUAUUAUUUUUAUGAAUUAAAAUUGAUUUUUUAUUGAUUUUGAAAAAUAGUACCAUUAUUUACUUCAUUUCUGGUUUCUGACUUGUUGACUGAGUGGGCUAUUUUUAAAUUCAUUUGCUAUAAUUAAUGACCAAUUGUGUUAUGUCACUUUAAAUUAGUUUUAUUUCAUUCAGUCAACUAAAAUGUUGUUUUUCCACCUGUGACACAUAGCUUUUGUGUUGUGUGCUUGACUGUGUGAUCUUAGAAAGCCUUACCAUGCAAUUUAUGAUGAAUGUGAAUUUGGUUACAUCAUUGUAGUACGUUGAAGGAUAGAUAUAAAAAAUAAAAUAUUGAAUUGUGUAUAAAA